AUUUUCCGUUAUUUGAGCCACAACUGAUCAAAUCUGUCACUUUCUAUCAAUAUGUGGCUUCCCAAAAACACGUUAAGAAUCUGUGGAAAGAUUUAGCAUACGAUAAUCCAAAAUUGGCAAUAUAUCCUCGCCCAAUAAGCCAGGAAUAUAGAUAUUUGCCCCCAUAACAGCCAGCGCCACCUAUCAAAAGUAGGAUGCGCAGAACCUUGGCUGUUUGUCGGAAAUGCUGCGAUUAUGAAGGUCAACGUUCAUUUGUAAAAUACAAAUAUGGCGUCCCCCAAUGGGAAUUUACAUAUUGGUUCCGCGUGGUUUCAAAGAAAAAUAAAGCUAAGACCGCAAAAACGAGGUGUUCAUCUUGUGACCGACGAAAUUCUGAGACAAGUCCCAGAGCUAAAACAGUUUUCAGUGGGAAUGUGUCAUCUACAAAUUCUGCACACCUCUGCCAGCCUAUCACUGAAUGAGAACUGGGACCCACACGUGCGGGAUGACAUGGAGAUGAUGCUGAACAAAAUAGUGCCAGAGGGUCUGCCAUACAAACAUUGUUCUGAAGGACCUGAUGACAUGCCGGCGCACGUGAAGGCCUGCUUCCUAGGCUCGUCGCUCACCAUUCCCGUCACCGACGGCCGGCUAAACGUCGGCACCUGGCAGGGCGUCUGGCUGUGCGAACACCGUAACGAGGCCGGCUCGCGGAAGCUGGUGGUGACGAUAAACGGGUGUCUGCGCGAGGCGGACGGCCGGACGCCGAGCUCGCCACUCUCGCCGCUGGCGUCGACCAGCAGCAGCUAGACGCCACUCGACAGCCGCCCGCCGGCUCCGACUGUAGUGGAUAUUCCAUAACGCCCGACCGGCGCCGCCAGCCUGCCUGCCGCCGCCGCCGCCGCCGCCGCCUGAUCGUGUCCGUCCGGCCGGCGCGGGGCAAACCGAGCGGACGCUGCCAGCCCCCGGCGGCUCGCGGGACGCUGCACUGCAAUAAGGCGCCCGUGGGCGGCCUCCCGACCCUCACAGACGAGCACAGGCACCGACACGACACGCGCACAGACACCCACGGACAGGCACCGCGCCGACGGAGCCGGUGCCCGCCGCGCCGCGCCCCGGCGGUGACGGCGGGUGCAUAUCAGGCCGGCCGGGUCUGGCGCGCCGGCCUGCCCCCACCCGCUGCCGCCCCCGCCCCCGCCCCCGCCCGCCAGCGCUGCCGCCCAGACGCCGCCGCCGCCGGUCACUUUGGUUUGCUCAAACAGUGUACAUAGAGCGAUCGCGCGCGCGCGAGACGACGGGAUGCCGAGGCGGCGGGCGCGCCGGCCGCUAGUGAACGGCGGACGCGCGGCACGCGGCCACACUGCGCACCGUCACGCAUAGAUCAUUAACUAUUUUAUAUUUGUACCUGUUAACAUAGUUGUUUUGCUCGUAUUCAAAGUUUAUGAGCGCCGCGCGCGUUGCGUCGCUCCUCGGCCGUCGGUGUCUUCCAUGUGGGCGGCCGCGGCCGCCAGAGGGGGCGGCACCGGUCCCCGGCGCCGCACGGAUCGCUCUUCCCUCCCCGGUACUUCCUGAUCUCCCCUCCCCUCCCCUCCCUGAUCUUGUAACCCCCUCACUGGUCGGGCUGGUAUGGUCAGGCUCUAUUUUGCUCUUCGUCCAACUGAACUGGGCCUUUCUGACCGGCCUGCCAGGCUUUGUGGCAAGCAGAGCACACGUCCUCCUUGGAGUGGCUUGAUGCUGCCCACACUGGCACUGAAGUAGGUCGUCGGCCCUUCACUCCGACCCUGCCUGUUCCUCCUCUCGCAGGAACGGCCUGGCUCCCACGCUGUCCUGUCCCCUCCCCCCCCCCCCUCCCGGCCCGGCCGCCGCCGUUCCAGGGGGCCGACCGACAGCCGGCCGCUCCCGGGGUAGGGUCAGCUUCGCUUCGAGUGGGAUGUCGCCGGCUCGGUGGCUCCUAUAUGCAUUACACUAAUUGUGCGCGUGGUAGGGGGCGUGCAUGCGGCCAUUGACAUACCAGCGAACGAGUGCAAUUACGCCGAAUAGCGUGGCCGCGCGAUUGUGCAGUUUUCGGGCGGUGCUCUCCGUUUCCAUUUCUUCUUCACGUGUCUUGCCGCCGCGCCGCGCGGUGCUGCCCCGCCGCGGUGUCGGCGAGUUUCGCACAAGCCUGUUGUUUAGGGGAGCGCGUGUGGGUGUGAGUGCGCCCUGUCCGCCGCCGGCCGGCCCGAUGGGUGUGAUUGCGCGCGCCCGUCUGGCGCCAGUACGGGUGGGGGCGCGGCCCCCGCGACCCGCGGCUCGGCCCGCCCGGUCACUGUGUCGCACCGCCGCGCACCCGCGGCGACACGCACCGGCCUUGGCGCCCGCUGGUAGACGGUAGUCUUCCCACUCCCGCGCGCGGGCCGCGCCGGCGUGCCGCGGCGCCGCGUUUGUCUACUGCCGACCGCCGGCUGCCUCGUCGUUCGGACGGAGCCCGGCUUCCCGUCCCGAGCCGUGCCGCUCGGCCGCGCGCGUCGAGCCUCGUCCUUCGGCGCCGCGGCCGACGGCGGCUCGGACGGCUAGUUCGCUUCACACUUCAAAAUGCCCAUCGGUUUGUCUGCUGCCGUGCGUUCCGGCAUCUUCCUUAUCAUGUCUUUUCACGUUCCUAAGUCGCGGGCUGGCAGGGUAGCGAAAAAGUGAUUCGGCCCAGAAGCGUUCUACCCGCAACGUUGAGGAUACGCGAAUCUGUCACGCCUCUGCUUCUCCGACUUAAUCAACAUCUUCCACCUAAGAAAUCGUGGCUUCGUUGGUGACCUGCCGAACUGCGCGCCUGCCUGGACCUCCAGCUGACGGGAGUGGCCCCAUUCCGCCGGUCCGCCCCGCCGUCGUCCACGGACGGGGCGGCGCCGCCGUCCGCCCGCCCGACAGUGAUACGGCGCCGCGCUACACCCAGCUCGUUGACAAAUAUGGGUUCACAGUUUAUUGGACACUUUUUGCAUCUUUGCGUAUCGUGAAGUGAUAUGAAUGUGUUGUAUUAUAUAAUGAUGGGCUAAGAAUUACAAUAAUACAUUGUUGAUUCAUA
Amphibalanus amphitrite is the source of this 3028-nucleotide messenger RNA. Its product is annotated as UPF0047 protein YjbQ-like. Bases 268 to 786 code for a protein of 172 amino acids. The transcript has 5 exons. The record is from RefSeq and is a predicted model, not a curated record. Lineage: Eukaryota; Metazoa; Arthropoda; Thecostraca; Balanomorpha; Balanidae.